This is a messenger RNA of Cydia fagiglandana, 813 nucleotides long. RefSeq lists its product as uncharacterized. The transcript has 4 exons. Bases 41 to 574 code for a protein of 177 amino acids. NCBI's taxonomy places the organism in Eukaryota, Metazoa, Arthropoda, Insecta, Lepidoptera, Tortricidae. The record is from RefSeq and is a predicted model, not a curated record.
AUUCAAUAUUUUUUAUAGAAGGUAUUACGAUAAUAAUGUUAUGUCCAAUGUGCAAGAAUGGACGCACUGUGUUGAGCAUAUUACACCGUUUUUAAAAGGGGUUAAGAAAGAGCUGGGAAGGCCUAAGAAGAUCAUGGCGGAGGACUAUAUUGUACUUCGACUGAUAAACUUGAUUCGAGCGAACACCACGAAAAUGACGCGCGCCGAGAAGAAAACCACGAUGUACCAGAUCAGCAAGCUGAAGAUCCACCUGUACUCCUGGCAUCUCAGCGCGGUGAUGCAGCUCACUACCCUUAUUGCCAGGUUACACGGGCGGAGUAAUAAAGUGGACUUUUUCUCCUUAAAAACUGGAAUACUGAAUAUGCUGGCGGGGUGGCAGGCGGACGCGUCCAAUAAGACCGCACUGCUGCGGCAGGCGAAGUUGUACCGGCCACCCUGUAUACCACGGGGCGAGCAAGGGUCCUCCAAGUUCGUGCGAGGCAGCACGAUCAGUACCACGCCCAACCAGGUGGACCGCUUCGCUGACGACUUGGACUGCCGCCGCCGAAACGCCGACGACGUUUGCUUAGAUUGACGUUAUGAUACUGUUGUUUUUUGAUUUGUAUAUUAACCUUUUAACCGCCAGCAAUUUUUGAUCGAGCGUGCUCGUGUCGCCACCGACAGUAAUUGUACCACGCAGAGUAAGGUUGGCAUAGUUACGGGAGUUAUAAAUGUGCUGUAAAAACCAAAUCAGAUCUUUGUCUUAUUUAUCAGACUGUGGCGAAAUGAGCUGGAUAUGUAAUGUCUUAUAUAUCAGACUCUGGCGGUUAAAGG